AUGCCUUCCUUCACCAAAGGUUAUCAUCACCGUCCCUAUCCUGCUAUCUCGCCAUCGCGGCCUGAUAUCGCAGCUGCGGCAGCAGGGAAGAAUAUUGUCAUCACCGGUGGCGGUACAGGCAUUGGCAAAGCUAUCGCCAUCGCCUUUGCGCAGGCGGGAGCCCGUUCUGUAGCCAUAUUGGGCCGGCGCGCCGAUCGGCUACAAGAAACUGCGGCCGAGAUGAAAUCAGAGGCCACCAAGCAUGGGCAUUCGCCAAUUAUCGUCACAGAGAUGGCGGACCUUAUGCAGAGUGAGACGGUGAACGCUGCGCUCCGGUCCAUCCAGACCAAAAUCAGCAUCGAGGCAGGGUCGACUUACCUCGACGUGCUCGUGUCUAAUGCUGGCAUGGCACCAAAGAUGGGAACGGUGCUAGGCUAUGACGCCCAAAUCAUGAUGGACACCUUUGGGCUCAACGUGCUGAGUGCCUUCAAUGCAGUCAACGCAUGGGUACCACUGGCACCACCAGUCGACAAUGCCGUAUUGAUCAAUGUGUCAUCAAUGAUGGCACACGCAAGACCAGUGGUCACCAACUUCGCCUACUCAAUGGCCAAGGCGGCCAAUCUCAAGAUGAUAGACUAUUUUGCUGUCGAAAAUCCUUCUAUUCACGUGGUUAGCCUGCAGCCUGGUAUUAUCAAUACGGAGCUCGGCGGCGAAGAUAUGCCUGUCUUUGUUGCGCCGGACACAACCGAGUUACCAGGCCAGUUCUGCGUCUGGCUGCUUACGGAAGAGGCGCGGUUCCUCAAGAACAAGUUUGUAUGGGCCAACUGGGACGUCGAGGAUCUCGUGGCUCGUAAAGAUGAGGUUCUGACGACGAGGGCACUUACAUGGGGGGUUGAGGGAGUUCCUGUGUAA
Messenger RNA from Trichoderma harzianum CBS 226.95, 891 nucleotides. RefSeq lists its product as hypothetical. The record is from RefSeq and is a predicted model, not a curated record. The transcript is spliced from 2 exons. The coding region runs from base 1 to 891 and encodes 296 amino acids. Lineage: Eukaryota; Fungi; Ascomycota; Sordariomycetes; Hypocreales; Hypocreaceae. Gene Ontology annotation, cellular component: cytosol. Gene Ontology annotation, molecular function: oxidoreductase activity.